Molecule: messenger RNA, 2243 nt
Organism: Acanthopagrus latus (yellowfin seabream)
Lineage: Eukaryota; Metazoa; Chordata; Actinopteri; Spariformes; Sparidae
Product: probable E3 ubiquitin-protein ligase TRIML1
Exons: 2
Coding region: 141-1751 (536 amino acids)
Molecular function (GO): zinc ion binding; protein binding
Source: RefSeq, a predicted model, not a curated record
AGGGAGGAGCCCUUGCUGAUGUCAGCAUGCUGAAACGAAACUUAAGGCACAGACUGAUAAAAGACGAGCUCUCCAACACAAAGUCAAGUUUGCUUUGAGUUUCCUGCGCAGCUGCUUUUAAAACUCGAUGCUUCACAGACAUGGCGACUGCCAGCAGUCUGCUGUCAGAGGAGAAGUUCCUGUGCUCUGUGUGCCUGGAUGUGUUCACUGAGCCAGUCUCAACGCCAUGUGGACACAACUUCUGCAGGCCAUGUAUCCACAAGUAUUGGGACAGCAGUGACGUUUGCCAGUGUCCAUUGUGCAACAGAACAUUUUCUCCCAGACCUGAACUCCAUGUCAACACUUUUGUGUCUGAGUUAGCUGCUGAGUUUAAGACUCAAGUUCAAGUCAAAGGCUCAACUCUAGAACCACAGCUUCCUGAAACAGAAGAUGUUCUCUGUGAUUUCUGCUCUGAGAUAAAGAAGAAGGCUGUUAAAUCUUGCCUGAUGUGUCUAUCAUCUUUCUGUAAGGUGCACCUUGAGCCACAUCAGAGAGUUGCUGGUCUCAAGAGCCACACAUUAUUAGACCCUGUGAAGAAUCUGGAUGACAGGAUGUGCAAGACGCACAACAAGAUAACAGAACUGUACUGUCGGACUGACCAGGUCUGUGUUUGUGCACUGUGUUUGAAAACUGAUCACAAGGGUCACAAUGUUGUCUCACUUGAGGAAGAAUAUGAAGCUGUGAUGGCAAAAAAAGAUGCGAUGAUAGCAAAUAUCAAGAAGAUGAUCCAAUCACGGUCCAAGAAGGUAGUUGAAAUCGAAACCUCAGUUGAUGUCGGGCAGAAAGAAGCUGAAAAAGAGAAAGACGCCAGCGUGCAGGUCUUCACCGACUUGAUCCGCUCCAUUCAGAGAAGCCAGGCUGAGGUCGUUGAGAUGAUCGAGGAGAGGCACAGAGCAACAAAACUGAAGGCUGAAGGUUUUCUCACAGAGCUGAAGACAGAAAUCGCUGAACUUGAAAGCAGAAGAAACCAGUUGGAGCAGCUGUCACAGUCUGAGGAUCAUCUGCAGUUUGUCCAGAGCUUCCAAACAUUGUGCUCUCCUGUAAACAAGGACUGGAGCAACACUGGUGUUCACAGUGACCUGUGUUUUGAGGCACUGAGAGGUGCCAUGACUCGUCUCAAAGAGAGAGUUGAUGAACUAGUCAAAGCUGAGAUUAAAAUGAAAAGAAUGAGACAACAUGCAGUGGACUUGACUUUUGACCCUGACACAGCAUUUUGCUCACUUGUCAUAAGCCAGGAUGGAAAACAAGUUGUAGAUCGAAACAUAGACCAGAAAGUUCCCGACAAUCCAAAGAGAUUUGAAAUGUGUUCAGAGGUUUUGGCAAAGGAGGGGUUCACAACAGGGAAGUUUUACUAUGAAGUGCAAGUGACAGGAAAAACUGAAUGGGUUGUUGGACUUGUCAAAGAGUCCGUAAAUAGAAAGAAGAACAUACCCUUGUUAGUUAAAAAUGGUUACUGGACCAUUGGGCUUGAUGAAGGUCUAUAUAAAGCAUAUACAAAACCAAAUGUUCACCUCACACUGAAAGAAGAGCUUCAGAAGGUUGGCGUCUUUGUAGAUUAUAACAAGGGAUCAGUUUCUUUCUAUAAUGCAGAUUCUAAAUCACACAUCUAUUCUCACACUGGCUACAAGUUUACAGAGAAACUAUAUCCAUACUUUGGUUUUCAAGGUGACUCCGCCCCUUUCAUCAUCACACCUGUACCUCAAACACACUGAGCUUGAUCCUCGUGGGUCUUUUCUUUUAGACCACAGGAAAAAAUAACUUUGAUGUCUGAUAACAAAUUUACUUUACAGCAACUUGAAAAUGUUAUGUUAAAAUGUUAAUCAAACUUAAUCUGACAUUUCUAAAACUUUUCUACAUGUGCAUGGAAGUAUGAAACUGCCCCUGCAGUGAUAUGUUGUCCUUUUCUCCACAGUGUGCUUUAUUUUCCAUGUAGAUGUGAGCGGUUGAUACUAAUGUUGCACAGUAAUAUUGUCAUCUAUCGUAAUGUGCCAUUACUAUGUUUAGAUAUUGUGUUGCUUUCUCUCAUACACUUGAUUUUUUUUUUCACUGGUUAUUUGCAUUAAAGAGUGAAGUUAUUGUUUUAUCAUCCCUGACUAUGAUCUAUCAGAAACUUGUGAGCAAAGACAAGUGAGAACGAGUUUUUAAUUUUCUCAUUUUUUGUUUUGUAAUUCAGUGUCCUGAAAUAAAGACGUAUCGUACAUUUG